AUGACCCUUUCUCUAUCGCACUAUCAGGCACCGCGCAACGCUAGCCCUCCUUUGUUAGGCGGCAGUAGCAGCCAAGCCGGCACUGACUACUUUGGACUGCGGAUGACCCUGCCACCAAGCAUACCUCACAACUACACUCCUCUCACACCCGUGUCGUUCCUGCUGCGAGCUGCUCUGAUCGCACCGGACUCGCCAGCCAUCGUCCAUCCCGAGAGGGGGGUCAAGUUGACUUACUCGCAAUGGGCCGCGAGGACUCUCAGCUUGACAUUUGGGAUUCUUGGGACGCAAGGAUGGAGAACUGGCGAGCGAGUGGCUGUGAUUGCGCCAAAUUGUCCAAUGAUCCUCGAGCUACAUACAGCCAUCCUGGCCGCAGGGGGAAUCAUCACGCCUAUCAAGUGAGCGAAAUAGGCACGCGAUGUUGGCAAAGAGGUUACACAGGAACGUGAUCGCACCAAAGCGCUGACGCCUUGCACGCGCCUACCUGUAGCAUUCGCAAUACUCCUGCAGAGAUCGCCUAUAUCCUCAAACAUUCAGGCUCCCGCUUGAUCUUCUGCGACUCCGAGUUUCAACACCUCCUACGCAGCAACGAAAGCUCAUCUACCUCCGCCCAAAUCAUCAUCUCGAACGACUCUUGUGGCCGCGACACCUCGGAUCCGUACGAGCACUUCCUCGAUGCUGGUCACCGAAUCUGGGCUGAAGCAGAGCAGCGGGGCGAGAAGAGCUCAACGGGACCUUUCAAAAGAGGUUGGGAGCUCAUCGAUCACCCGGCAAACGAGGACGCGCCUGCUGCUCUGUGCUACACCAGCGGUACGACGGGCAGGCCAAAGGGCGUGCUGACCACUCAUCGAGGUGCGUAUCUGGCGGCGAUCAGUAACGCCUUCGAAGCGGGCCUAGGCGCCGAAAGCGUCUAUCUCUGGGUGCUGCCGGCGUUUCAUGCCUGUGGCUGGACGUUUGUGAGUCUCUGCUGCUGCUUCAUUGCUUUUGGCACCGUUGGAGACUUCUCACUCCCAUCCUACCGCUAUGCCUCAGCCAUGGGCAGUGAACGCCGCUUUCGCAGCUCACUACAUCCUCCGCAAGGUGGACAACAAUCAAAUCUGGUCUGCGCUCUUGCAAGGUGGUACCACACAUUACGCUGGCGCACCUACGGUCCAGAUCGGAAUCGUCAAUCACGCGCGCGCAGAGCGACUGCCUCGAACCAUACGUGUCGCUGUUGCGGCAAGCGCUCCCACCAGCGCGCUGCUCUCGCAGAUGGAGAAGCUCAAUCUUCUGCCGGUCCAUGUGAGCAGCCAUUGCGAUCAGCUGCAACCUCGAGCUUGCUGACAAGUAUGCUCUUCGACGCAGGUGUAUGGCCUGACAGAGUCGUACGGACCAGUCUCACGACGUGAGUGGGCCCAGAGUCCCGAGUCUUAGUGGGCGACUGCGAGGUGCUAAGCAAAGUCCUUUUUGCACUCAGGAUAUCCGCAUAAAUCUUGGGCAGACCUACCUACAGAUGACAGAGCACGACUCAUGGCGCGACAAGGUCACGGCUUCUUGACGGCCGACGAGGUUCGCGUAUGCCGCGUGCCGCCCGAAGACGCAGACCCACAAAGCGUGGCUCUGGAAGACGUGCGCAGGGAUGGCAAGGAGAUGGGCGAGAUCGUGAUGAGGGGCAACAUUGUCAUGCAGGAGUGCGUUGGACGUACUAUAUGAGAUGUCUGUGCUAGCAAUGCUGACCAUGUGAAACUGAAUGCCCUUGCAGGUACUGUAAUGAUGCGGAGGCCACGCGCAAAACGUUUAGGGAUGGCUGGUUCUGUACCGGCGACCUUGCAGUCCGUCACCCUGGCGGCGAGAUCCAAAUCGCAGGUGAGCGCGCCAGACGACUGGAUUGAAUCGCCAGAUUGCCCGCCAAGGCUCAUCUUCUAAUGCCCUCUUCUGCAGACCGCAAAAAGGAUCUUUACAUUUCUGGCGGCGAGAACGUCAGCAGUCUGAUGGUGGAGACGGAGCUCUCCUCGCAUCCUGCCGUGCUCGAGUGCGCUGUGGUGGCGCGCAAGGAUCCAAAGUGGCAAGAAGUUGGGCAUGCAUUUGUCGUCUUGCGUCCUGAUCAUCGAACAUCUGAGAAGGAGCUGCAAGAGCAUUGCCAGAAGCACAUGAGCAAGGUAAGUGGGUGUAUGUGCCCGCUUUGCUUCACCGCUGCGUGUCUGACGUUCCAUCGUGUUCGCGCCCCAUGCUUCGUCGUAGUUCGCGGUGCCAAAGUUUGUGGACCUGGUGGCGGAGCGUGAGUCAAGCGCACCGGCGCACGUCACCUGGAAUGAUGACAUUUGCUAACUUCACCCCUUGCAGUCCCCAAAAAUGCAACAGGAAAACUUCAGAAGAACGUCCUGCGCGAGCGUGUCGCAAAGCUCGCGGAAAGCGCGGCAGAUCGCCAAGCUAAGAGCAAGCUGUGA
Molecule: messenger RNA, 2423 nt
Organism: Ceraceosorus bombacis
Lineage: Eukaryota; Fungi; Basidiomycota; Exobasidiomycetes; Ceraceosorales; Ceraceosoraceae
Source: the annotation of a GenBank genome assembly